Exophiala mesophila is the source of this 891-nucleotide messenger RNA. RefSeq lists its product as uncharacterized. The record is from RefSeq and is a predicted model, not a curated record. Bases 1 to 891 code for a protein of 296 amino acids. The transcript is spliced from 2 exons. NCBI's taxonomy places the organism in Eukaryota, Fungi, Ascomycota, Eurotiomycetes, Chaetothyriales, Herpotrichiellaceae.
AUGUCAGAUUUCAAGCUCUACUCGCAAGUGAAUGAGAAGCGUCCUUUACCACAGGAUCCUGUGGUUCGUGCGGAUGUUGAACAUGUCCUUGAGCACGGUUAUGUGAUUAUUCCCAACUGUUUCACCAAGGCCGAGGCUAAGGAAGCCCGCGAUGAAAUAAUUCGAUUGUUGGGCAAGGAGCCUCUGAUAGGGCGAAACAGUUUCGAGGGACUAAACACCAACCGGAUCUAUUCAUUGCUCAACAAGACGCGAGUGUUUGACAAGUUUACCAUUCUGCCUCGGGUUUUGGCAUUGAAUGACUACUUCCUUGACCCAGGCUAUCUCCUGUCGGCAUUCCACACCAUCACCAUCAAUCCUGGAGAAAAGGCCCAAGGGCUACAUCAUGACGAUGGCUAUAUUCAAUAUGCCCGACCUCGACCGCCGUUUGGCUCGGCGAUUAUGGUAGCAUUCGACGAGUAUACGGCGUCCAACGGGGCAACGCGCAUUAUUCCCAAAUCACAUCUAUGGGGGAGCGAUCGAAAAGGGAGACCAGAAGAAACCAUCCCUGCGUUGUGUUCUGAAGGUGGAGUGGUAUACUUCAUCAGCACGCUUUGGCACGGAGGCGGAGAGAAUGUGUCAGACCAGCCACGUCAAAGUGCGACGGUGCAAUACUGCAACCCAUACAUUCGGCCGAUUGAGAACCAGAUCCUGGCGGUUGAUCCACGCAAGUUGGAUGAGAUUAAUCCGCGGAUUGUGGAAUUAAUGGGAUACAAACACAUGGAGCCGUUCAUGGGCUAUGCUGAUGGACUGGGCCCGCGGCGAGCAGCGAGGAGGAUGGUAAGAUGGCUGCAACACGAGGUGGACCAACAUCCUCCAACAUUUGCACAUGAAGCUCGAGAGCCAAAAUUGUGA